Messenger RNA from Parastagonospora nodorum SN15, 1068 nucleotides. RefSeq lists its product as hypothetical. The transcript is spliced from 2 exons. The record is from RefSeq and is a predicted model, not a curated record. The coding region runs from base 1 to 1068 and encodes 355 amino acids. NCBI's taxonomy places the organism in Eukaryota, Fungi, Ascomycota, Dothideomycetes, Pleosporales, Phaeosphaeriaceae.
AUGUCGCCAUAUCAACACAUCUUCUCCACCAACGCCGUCCUCGGUGUUUGGCGCAAUCUACGCGCCCACCGCGACCAGAAUGAUCUCCUUCUGACAGUGCAGUAUCAGCCGGACGACGUACGCCCGCAGAACAGCCGAAGAAAAGAGAAGGGCCAUGCGACAGAGACAAGCCAUGAAGUGACCGACGGAAAGACUGUGGAAGCCCAAGGCAAGAGCAUCCGCUUCGUCGUCCCAUGGCGCUCCAUGCAAUCUCAGCGCAAAGAAUUGCUCGAGAAAGAAAAAAAACUCGCUGAAGCACUUGUGAUCCGCCACCUCGCCGCCGGUAUCUCGCGCCAAAUGUCCAAACUCGAAGUCCAAAUGCUCGACAACGCGCCUUACUCCACGCGCAAGAAUCUCUUCACCGGCGGCGAAAUCGCGGGCAAGUUCUUGCCCGCCAUCACCGCGCUGUUCCACCAACAUCCCAUCCCGCAGCGCAUGAUCUUCGAACUGCUCAUGGAACUGAAAGACCUGGUAUUCCUAGGCUGUGUAGGCUGCACAGAGGAAGACGACGAAGCAGCCCUGCAAGAAAUCGACGAUGCGCUCGUUCAGGCUAUCACGCCUAUACCCAUCGCCCAAAAUCCACGGCUAAAACGCAAAGAUUCGAAAAUAGCCCUACGCACACCACCGAUUCAGUCUUUCCUAGCCCGAGAUUCAGAGGAAUUGCUCUUCACACUCGAAUCCCUCCAGACUACCGCACACGCAUUGACCCUUCUCCCCCUCCCGAUUCCAGAUUUCUGCGCUCACGCUAUUAUCUCCCUGCGCCGAAUCAUCCCGCGCCAAACGCUCGCAGACUUUGAGAAAACUAAAUCCUCGCGCGACAAGACGUGUGCGCAGUUUGCGAGGUGUGCGAAGUGGGCGCGAACGGAUGGUGGGUGUGGGCGCGGGUGCAAAGAUGAAGAUGAGGAUCAGCGGGAUAUGCCGAGUUGGCAUCGGUGCAGUCGGUGGUUUGAGGAGGGGAGUGGCACUUGUAUGGUGGGCGGUGGACAGCCGGGGAAGAAUGGGAGUGGGGAUGGGGUGAUGGUGGCUUGA